UGUUGAUUGGUCCGUAGACAGGCCUGCCCUGUAGCAGCUGCCGUCAUCCCAUCAGACGUGCUGGGGAUGCUGGGGAUGCUGACUGCUGCUGAUCCUUCUCUCUCCUCCUGCUGCUGGCCUCUGUGAGGACCAAUCAGAUGAAUGCUGUGGAUCAGGGCUGAGAUGAGAUAAGCGUCCUCUGUCUCCGACCUGCUGCAGCGCCUCGUACGCAGGAAAGACGUGAAGGCUGGAAUACACGGCUUUGACGUAUUCUCCUGUCUUUGAGCGGUGUCUGUGGAAAGGUUCGCCUUCUGUUUGCACAUAAUCGCCACCUCGAUGAUGGUCCCGACGCUGCUCUCCAGAGGUGAUGUGAGCUGAGCCAUCGGUGGAGCCGCAGAGGAGCUGUGCGUGUGUCGAGGUGCUGAUGCGGCUGUGACAGGAGCGAGCAUGGCUGCCGGGAAGUUACUGCUCUACGCCGGGCUCUCUCUGUCUCUCUGCGCCCUGGGAAUGCUGGCCGUGGCGAUGUGCUCCGAUCACUGGUACGAGACUGACGCCAGGAGGUACAGGGACCGGUGCCGAAGCUACUCCACCCGCCGCAAGGACCCGGGCUUCAUCUACAUCCCCAACAACAGCCUACCGCUGCGGGCCAGCCGGAGCAGCCUGCCCCGCUGGGAGGAGAAGCUGCUGCUCGCCCGGAACCGGCGGCAGCUGUUCGCCAUGAGCGCUGCGGACGACUGUCACCGGCAGUAUAACUCUACCAACAUGGGGCUGUGGAGGAAAUGCCAUCGGCUGGGUUUUGACCAGGAAAUCGAAGAUCUCAUCCGGAAAGGUUCCAUUGUACGGUGCUCCUACAUCAAGUAUCACUACUCCUCAGCUACGAUACCCAAAAACCUCUCCAACAACAUCACCAAGACAAUUAGGCAGGACGAAUGGCACUCCCUACACUUGCGGCGGAUGACAGCUGGUUUCAUGGGCAUGGCUGUGGCCAUCAUCCUAUUCGGCUGGACCAUCGGAGUGCUGGGCUGUUGUUGGGAUCGAGGCCUCAUGCAGUAUGUGGCCGGCCUUCUCUUCCUCAUGGGAGGAACAUUCUGCAUCAUCUCCCUCUGUACCUGUGUUGCCGGCAUCAAUUUCGAGCUUUCCCGUUACCCACGGCACCUGUACGGCCUGCCUGAUGACAUCGGCCACGGCUACGGCUGGUCCAUGUUCUGCGCCUGGGGAGGCCUUGGCCUCACCCUCAUUGCUGGCUUCUUCUGCACCCUGGCACCCUCUGUCCAGCCAAUACCCCGCUCCACCUGCCCCAAAUCUCGACAGGAGAAUGGCACCGUCUGCUAAAGCUUGCAACUGUAAGAAGACUAGUGAAUCCACAGAUUGACAACACACAAGCAGAACACCUGUUCCAUGUGUUCAUCAAUCUACUCAUCUCCACUCUAUCCGGGUUACAGAUUUAGUUUUCUCUUUUUUUUUAUUUGUGUGUAUGUGUGUGUUUAAAAUGGGUGUCUAGAUGAUCUGCUAUCUUGAAAAUACAAGAAAAAACUGCAGAACUACUGAAAUAUUAUAAAAAAAUGAAGUUGUGCUUGUUUUAUUAAUAUAAAGCAGAUACAGAAAUGGACAAUUACCCAGAAAGAUUUGGAAGAAGACUAAACUGUGGCGAGUAAGUGGCUGUGGCAGACGAGUGGCUCUGGACCUCUGAUAACAGACAGUGAUGGUUAGUCUGAGAACUACUACUAUUAACUGCUCUACCGUGAUUGUGGAGAAUUAAAUGAAACAGCAGAACUAGAGGGACAAAUCGGAUCAAUUCAAAAUCUUGUGGAUGUUUCUGAUGGACUUCACUUCUUGGAGCCUCCUGUGGGAAAAUUCACAAUGGAAUGGAGCAGACAUUAAACCGCGUGACUUGUCGGAGUGAUGUCAUGUUUGGUGACGAUUUGUUAACUUUCUGUGUUCUGGCUUCUGAGGUCCCUCCACUUACAUGUGACAGGCAGGCGAUGAGGAUCUCCAAGAGCUCCACUGUUGUACAUUAUUGUACAGAAUAUUCCAGAAAAGUGACAACCAGGAACUGUCAUUUUGGACUAUUUUUCUUCUUGUGUACAGUUGUGAACAAAAGUUGACAUACACUUGCAGAGACUAUUUAUAUCAUGGUAGUUGUAAGUUUCAUAUCCGUCUGUGUCACAAAAAAAUCAUGCAUUUCGUUUUUUUCAUAGAUUUAUUAUAGGUCUUUGGAAAUAUGACUAAAUAUGCUGGGUCAAAAAUAUACAUACAGUAACUUGAAUUAUCAGUUGGGGUUGAUGUAGGAAGCUGUGUUACAUAAAUUCCCUUUGUGGCAUCUUCUCUUAACUUCUGAGUGAUUACGACUGACUACAGCUGCUGACUCUGAGCCAAUUUAAAUAGGGCCUAUCUGAUACACUCAGACUAAACCACAAACACUACAGCUGGACAGUGUGAGGGGCUCAGCACAGAUCUGACAAAGCAACCCGUUGACCUGAACAAGUCAGUACUCACUUGGAGCCAUUUCAAAGCAGAGAUGGAUCCUAAAAUCAUAUCUGCAAACAAUUGUUUGUAAGUAUAAAGAGCACAGUUGUGUUGUUUCUACGUUUAGAAAGAAAAUGAAAGCUAUUACCUGCUGCUGAGAGACAAUCGAUCACCAAGCAUCAUCAAAAAGUAGGUCUGCAAUCAAUUAAAACCUGCGUCCACAGUCAGAUCUGGUAUAUAUUGCUCUGGUCUGAAAGGCGACCAUGCAAGAAGGAAGCAGCACCUCAAAGCUCAACUGAAGUUUGCUGCUGACCGCAUGGACAAUUAAAAGGCCUUCUGGAAUAAAGCAACAAAAAAAAUUUAGCUACUUGGCCAAAAUCAUCAGAAAUAUUUUUAGACAAGAGAGGUUAAGAACUUUAGCCCCAAAACACCAUGGGUACCGCCAAGCAUGGUGGUGGCAGCAUGAUGCGUAUGAUGCAUAAAAUGAUGCUCAGGGGCUGUUUUGCUGCAAGUGGAACUGGUGCUUUAUGUGAAGUAAAUGGAAUCACAAGGAAUGAAAAUUGCCUCCACUAAAAUCAUCAGUCAGAAGAUUGGCUCUUGGAUGCAUUUGAAUGUUCCAACAAGACAGUGAUCCCAAAUACACAUCAAACAUGGUUUAAAUUGAGGCUACAAUUAAGGUUUUAGGCUGGCCAAAAUCCUGACCGAAACCCCGUCAAGAACCUGUGGACUGUGCUGAGGUAAGUCUGUGUCAGAAAGCCAACAAAUGUCACUGAAUUGCACUAGUUUCAAAAGGAGUGGUCAAAGACACAACCAGAAACUUGCCAGAAGCUGUAGAUGGCUACCAGAAGUGCUGAGUUGUGGUAAAAAAUUGCCAGGGGACAUUUUACCAAAUAUUAGCACUGCUGUAUGUGUAUUCUUGACCCAGCAGAUUUUGUCAUAUUUGCGGAAGAUGUAUAAUAAAUCUAUGAAAGAACCAGAAUUCAGGAUUGUUUAAAAAUUCAUGAUUGCUAAAAUGGCAUAGUCAUUGAAGGCUCAAGACAGUCAUCACACACAUGGUCUUUACAAGUGUAUGUAAACUUUCAUUUACAACUGUAGGUGCAUUCCAUUCCAUCAGAUAAUCCCAUAUAGCAUUUUAUACAUGCAUUCCUCUUUUAUUCAAAGUGUAUUUUCCUUUUUACUGAACCACUACUGUUGUGAACAAAAUGUUAACUAAGCAAACAUUCAGACCAAACAUGUUUUUUCCAUUCCCGUCAUAGAGGUAAAUAUGUGUAUGAGUGUGUGUGUGUGUGUGUGUGUGUGUGUGUGUGUGUGUGUGGGGGGGGGGUUGUUUUGAAGUCACUAUAGAAAAAAGUAUUUAAAAAAGCAUCAUGGCAAAGUGCAGCCCUGCUUAGAGUAUGUAGAAAGACAAGAUCUUUGAUGAACUGAGAUGGACUGAAGAGAUGCUCUAUUGUCUAACAGACAUCUGCCUUACCAUCUUUUGUGAGAUUCACAGCAUACAUGGCAGAUACUGUAAAUAGAGUGACUUUAACGUUGGCAGUAUAUUCAGCUUUGUGCUCUGCUGCCUUGAGCAACUGUGGAGUAAUUACAUUUUUCCCCAGGAAUCUGUGAAGCUCCACUGUUUCUCUAAGCACACAGCUUUUCCUCAAGAUUUUUCUUUUUUUGUCAACAGCUGAUGGGAAUCCUGUCUGCAGGCCCUCCUCCAUCUGAGAGGAGGGUAAACAAUGCAGUACCUAAGCACAAGAUUAGAAAAGGUCACAUCUUACCAAGUGAAAGAUGUCUAGAUUGAAGAAGGAAAAUGUUAUGUUUCUUCAAGACAGGCCUCAGCUGCCAGCCAUGACUAACAAAUGGGCUAGCAUGGGCUUUAAUAUACCUAUGCAAAUUGAGGAGGAUGGUCAUUUACUUUCUCACUAAGGCCAAACAGAGCAGCUACCUGCAGGCACCUCCAACAAUGCAAUGCCAAACACUGGUACUAAAGGGUAGUGAGACCACAGCCAUGUGAUUGUUGACUGGAACCAUGCAUUAAAACCCUACAGUGGAUCAACUCCAAAAACAAAACCUGGACUGCUCAAGAAUAGUUCUGGUUAAUUACAGCUUGGGUCAUAUCUUUGAAGCUUUGGCCAUUUUCCAACAGUAGUGUUUCAUUGUAGCUGGGUUAAUGGAUUUCUCAGAUAUAUUUUUGUGCAUAUGUGGUUUAAGAAACUCCGAUACGCAACCCGUUGUCCUCUGAAACUGGAUUACUGCCAUCUGCAAAGAUUUAGGUUUAGGUCAGUGAGUCUCAAGCUGUUCUGGAUGUGGGGGCAAGCAGGAUGCUGCAGUGGGAGAUGAGGUAAAUUUGAGCAACUCUUUUCAGACACUCAAAAUCAAAUGCUGUUUAGGCUACUAGUAUAUUUCAUCACAACUACUUGUGAACGGGUUGAACAGCUUCAGUGCCCUUCUAAAGUGGGAAGUGGUGGUCUGUUUCUGUGACUUUCUGAGCGUGACAUUGCAACACCCAACCACGUUGCGACGUGAUUAGUCAACUGUGUGGAUGAAAGGGAGUAAGCAGGGUUUGAAAUUGUUUCUUAAGUUUUUUUCUCCAUGUAAUAAACCAUUUUCUGUCACUUUACACGUCAACAAAUGAGUGUAAAAAUAUGAACGGUUUCAACGAGAGACUGAAAGUCUGAGAAUGCUCAGAUAUGUGCAUCCCCCGUACUUAAAUGGUUUCCAUGUUUGGCUCUCUUAUUGAUGGCUGCCCUUUAAUCCUGACUUUUACUGCAGCCAAUUGGGAAAGUCACAAAACCUUUAUGAUUUCCAAACUGUUUUGGAAGGUGUUCUUUUCUUAUUUUUCUGGCAUAUCAAGCCUGGAUGAUAAGCUAUAUGUAUUCCAGGGAUGACAGAUGAAAAUUAAAAUCUCUAAUGUGCACAGUAAGUAAAUAAAAUACUUUAAAAGUUAAAGAUUGAAAAGUUAAUUUUUAUAAGUCCAUACAGUAGAUCUGUAGUUAUUGUGUGUUCUUGUCAAAUGGCAACUUUAUGGCCUCGUAGCCCACCAGCCUUGGACCUGCAUUGGUUUAGUUAAUAUGCAUCAACUGUUUGAAACCUGAUCACUUGACUGUCUGUGUGUCUUGACUUGUUGGACCGUUGUAUCAGUGUCACUGUGUUCUCAGAUCUCAGAAAUUAACUUGGUUAUUUGAAUAUAAUUCUAAAAAAAAGACCCAAGAUGUAAUAAACCGGAAUUAACCUUUAAUAACAGAAACUGUUUGUUGCUUUCAUGCAACUCUUUCUGGUGCUCUGGGCUGUAGUUGCAUCGUAUACCUUACUUUUCAGUUCUGAUCUACAGUAUAAGGGGGGCUCACUGUAGAAUUGGCUUAACAAAAAUAAUUUCAGAUGCAGAUUAAAGGUAGACAAUUUGUGUUUGUAAAAUUAAAAAGUAUUGUUUUAGAUUGAAAUAAAGUAGUUUUGUCUUCAAAUUGAGUAUACAGUAACAGUGUUGUCUUUGUGGAUCUUCUGAGAAAGAGGGAAGGAGCUCAUAAGAAAGACGUUUCAGGAGACAGCUGCUGUGGGGCUAACAUCUUUGUCAGAGUUUGGAUUUAGAGCUCAGGGGGAGACAGCACAUUCAAAUGGUGUCAGGUUUUGACUCAGAGAUUCAAGCGCAGGACUACGAAGACACAACAAGCGAACGCAAAGGUAGAAAAUCCAGGCGCAAGAGAAAGUACUACAAGACAAUGUACGGAACUACAACAUGAAACAGGAAGUUGCAUAAAUAUGACUAGACUCACUAGAGGGCACUAAGGGUUCAGGGAGACUAAAGUAACCAAACUGAAGUUAACAAAUCUGGAAUUUAUCUGGAAGAAGUAGCCCAAACAAGGUAAAAACUCGGCUAAGAAGGUUAGCGGACAUCAAAGGCUCAAUGUUACAACUGAUGUCAAAACUUCGGCACAAAGGAAUCUCAACAACAGUCCUGAAAAUCAAAAUAAUUAAACUGACUAGCUCCAGCAGGGAGAGAAGUUAGCUGACGACUGCUUUAGGAAGGAAAGACAGGCAGGAGGACGGUGAAUGGAGGUGGUGUGUGAUACGGCAGCGGAUGGUAUCUAGGUGUUGGCUGUGAAUGGCGGAGUGCAGUCUGUGGAAUCCAGGACAGUGCAGACUGAUGAGGGAACAAGGCGGAAGAUCCAGGAAGGUGGAGACGAGUAGGUGGGAGUCCAGAACUGUAAUACAGGAGAUUGGAAUAAGUACACAACAGGACACAAGAGACUCAGAACUAGGAUCAAAUACUGACUGUGCAGUUCAACGGUGCAAUAAAGAGUGGUGGUAGCUCCCGUCCUUCAUGGAAAGAGAGGGUGAUUGUGGAGAUCACUCACACCUGCAGUUCUGCUGGUAAUCACUGGAAGCACCUGAACGUGUCACACACCACAUUCACGCCCACCUGAUGGAGAGGGAAGAGAAGGGGUAAGGGAGGAGGGCCUGCCACGACCUGGCGUCUGAGGUCGAGGAUCAGUGAAUGUCGCUUAUCCAACUGCACCAAGCUAAACCUUUACAACUAGAUUCAAAGGUAAUGACAUAUAAAUGAUUGUUUAAUAACUGAUAAUUUUUUAAGCACCUCUCGAAUUAAAAUAAAGCUUAUUUGACCUUGUUACCAUA
Messenger RNA from Acanthochromis polyacanthus (spiny chromis), 7062 nucleotides. RefSeq names its product transmembrane protein 178Bb (gene tmem178bb). Lineage: Eukaryota; Metazoa; Chordata; Actinopteri; Pomacentridae. The record is from RefSeq and is a predicted model, not a curated record. The transcript has 5 exons. Gene Ontology annotation, cellular component: membrane. Bases 427 to 1311 code for a protein of 294 amino acids.